Molecule: messenger RNA, 2646 nt
Organism: Gavia stellata (red-throated loon)
Lineage: Eukaryota; Metazoa; Chordata; Aves; Gaviiformes; Gaviidae
Gene: PTPRN
Product: protein tyrosine phosphatase receptor type N
Exons: 21
Coding region: 16-2646 (876 amino acids)
Biological process (GO): protein dephosphorylation
Cellular component (GO): secretory granule
Molecular function (GO): protein tyrosine phosphatase activity
Source: RefSeq, a predicted model, not a curated record
GUCUUGCGGCAUCUCAUGGCACAAGGGUUCUCGUGGCAGGAUGGCAUCACCCAGUAUGUGAUCUCGCAGGAGAUGGAGCGCAUCCCCCGCCUCCGCCUGCCGCCCUCGCUGGAGCCGGCUGCCAGGGACAGGUUCCUGCCCCUCCGCGGCUCCCCUCGGCGAGCCCCGCUCCCUGCAGACCCCGGCCUGCCAGCGGCUCAGCAUCUGGGGCAGCCCCCGCCGCUGCUGCCCUCCCCCAUGGUGCAGCGGUACCUGGAGCACCUCCUGCUGCCCCCCCCGCCCCAGCUGGGCUACGAAGAGGCUCUGCUCAACCCCUACUCCUACCACAAGUUCGGCUACCAGGACAGUGCUCACCAGCUCCCCGGUGGCUCAGCCAGGCAGACCCCGGAGACCUCCUCGCUGCUGGGCCGGGUCCCUGCGCAGGCACUUUUUGGGGCCGGCCCUGUGCCCUCCUAUGGCGAGCAGCCAGGAACGGAUGGGGGGCAUCUCUUCCAGGACUUGGGCAUGCUCUCCCUGCCCAGAGAGAAAGCUGGCCGUCCGGACCCUGCCGGCACCAGGCUCCAGCACAGCUUGCGGCUCCCCGGUGACUACAGGGACAUGGAGGAGAGGGAUCAGCCAGUGCCCCUGGCCGCCCAGCCACCCCCUGCACAGACAGACGCUGCCCUGAAGAGACUGGCCUCCCUCCUGGCCAGCUAUGGCCUGGGGCUGCCGGAGCUGAGCCCCCAGCAGCUGAGCAGCCUCUCCACCCUCCUCCAGCUGUUCCAGAGCUCUGGUGUUACUGGCCCGGAAGCACCCACAGCAAAACGGGUGGGUUUGCAGCAGGGUGGUGCUGGAGGAGGUGCCACGCCACAGGUGACGGAAGGGGAUAUGCAGCACGGAGAGGAGCCAGUGCCCCCUUCCUCCACAGUGCUGCCCCCCAAAAUCCCAGCCAGCAGCUCCCCAGGGGAUAGGCCAAGGGGCAGGGCAGCAUCCUCGCCAGCCCCCCGGGCAGAGCCACAGCGGGGACAUGGAGGGGACACGCUCAGCCCCGGGAAGCCGAUAGCGGUGGAGAAGAAGAGCUACACGGAGGCGAAGGAUGGUGGGGUGCAGCGGGGCACACGGCCACCAGACGAGUAUGGCUACGUUGUCACGGACCAGAAGCCCCUGGGGCUGGCUGCUGGCGUGCGGCUGCUGGAGCUCCUCGCCAAGCGCCUCCACCUCUCCACAGCCAGCUUCAUCAACAUCAGCGUCGUGGGCUCUGCGCUCACCUUCCGCAUCCGGCAGAACCCCCAGAACCUCUCACUGGCGGACGUGGCCAGCCAGGCUGAGCAAGUGAAGGCAGAGCUGGAGGCAGAGUUGGGCCUGAAGAUCGUGCAAACAGGAGUGGGAGAGCGAAAUGAGGCUGCCGCCUACUCACGCCCAUCCCGCUUUGGGGACAGCUUCCACUCGGUGCUGCUGACCUUCAUCGCGCUGGCCUGUGUGGCAGGCAUCGCCAUUGCGGCUGCUGCGGCCUUUUGCCUCCGGCGCCAUGCCAAGCAGCGGGAAAAGGAGCGCCUGGCCGCCCUGGGGCCCGAGGGUGCUGCCGACACCACCUUUGAGUACCAGGAGCUGUGCCGCCAGCACAUGGCUGCCAAAUCACUCUUCGGCCGCACCGAGGCACCAGCAGCACCAGCGGAGACCUCACGGGUCAGCAGCGUCUCAUCCCAGUUCAGCGACGCCCCACAGCCCAGCCCCAGCUCCCACAGCAGCACACCCUCCUGGUGCGAGGAGCCCGUCCAGUCCAACAUGGACAUCUCCACUGGACACAUGAUCCUGGCCUACAUGGAGGACCACCUCCGCAACCGGGACCGGCUGGCCAAGGAGUGGCAGGCUCUCUGCGCCUACCAGGCUGAGCCCAGUGUCUGCUCCGUUGCCCAGAGCGAAGCCAACCUGAAGAAGAACCGCAACCCUGACUAUGUGCCCUAUGACCAUGUGCGGAUCAAGCUGAAAGCCGAGAGCAACCCAUCCCGCAGCGACUUCAUCAAUGCCAGUCCGAUCAUCGAGCACGACCCACGGAUGCCAGCGUACAUCGCUACGCAGGGGCCGCUGUCCCACACCAUCGCUGACUUCUGGCAGAUGGUGUGGGAGCACGGCUGCACCGUCAUCGUCAUGCUGAGCCCGCUGGCAGAGGACAGCGUCAAGCAGUGUGACCGCUACUGGCCAGACGAAGGCUCCUCUCUCUACCACAUCUACGAGGUGAACCUGGUGUCAGAGCACAUCUGGUGCGAGGAUUUCCUGGUGCGCAGCUUCUACCUGAAGAACGUGCAGUCGCAGGAGACCCGCACCCUGACGCAGUUCCACUUCCUCAGCUGGCCGGCCGAGGGCAUCCCCACCACCACCCGGCCCCUCCUUGACUUCCGCAGGAAGGUGAACAAGUGCUAUCGGGGUCGCUCCUGCCCUAUUAUCGUGCACUGCAGUGACGGUGCAGGCAGGACCGGGACAUACAUCCUCGUCGACAUGGUCCUGAACAGAAUGGCCAAAGGGGUGAAGGAGAUAGACAUAGCUGCUACGCUGGAGCACAUCCGAGACCAGCGGCCUGGCAUGGUGCAGACGAAGGACCAGUUUGAGUUUGCGCUGACGGCUGUGGCUGAGGAAGUGAACGCCAUCCUGAAGGCGCUACCGCAGUGA